AAAGUGUCCGUUUAACCACAACCUCCCCUACUGUCGCAGUAUUGAGAACUCGCCUGUCGCCUCUAGUGCAGCCACGUGAAGAUUCAGUUGACUGGGAACUUCACAUGUGUUUUUAGCAGUUACUAUUAAUUAAUUAAGUAUUUAAUUAUAAAGUGACUUCAGAGAUAAAUCUUGCAUCAAUGCAGUUAGCGAGUGAAGACUGACUGUAGCAGCGCAAUUGUUUAGCUCAUUUAUAGGAUCUUGAGGGGAAUGUUUAUUUGUUUUCAAUAGGUUAACGCAAGCCACGAGAUGAACGGUAGAUCAGCAGACAUCAUCUCGGCGCCCUCUAAAAAAUGGUACGAGGAGUUCCCCAAGUCCCCGGGCCCUGAGGACCCCAAGAAAACCGAAGUGGAGAUUCUAGAAUUGAAAGCCGAGGCUAAAAGGCACCUGGAAGCGGAGACCGCAGCCUACCAAUUGAAAAAAUCCAAAAUCAAGGACUCUGAGUACGACUGGUUGAAGACGGCCUCCCAGCGAGGAACCAUGAAGGACAAGGUGGCAGCUUCGAUCCUCCUGAUCCAGGAGAACCCGAAGUACAAUCUGCCACGUCUGAUAGCUCUCGUGGCCCAGGUGAAGAGUCUCUUCAAGGUCUUCAAGCAAGGGGAGCAGGAGAGGGCCUCCAAGAAGCAAUCGCUAAUCAACGACGUGAGGGAUCUCUUCCUGGAGGACCUUCUUCACCCAGAGUUCAAGCUCCUCAAGUUCGAGGAGCAGAAACUCGACGAAUUGCCAUCAGCCAACGACUUCGAGGCCCCAAAGAACCAGAAGUUCAUCCCCAGGAGUCGAUUACUGUCCCACUGGUACUUCGAGGAUCAGUUGAAGGAUCAAUACGAGAAGUUAUUGACUUCAUUGUCAUCAGUGGCUGCUGACAAUAUCGAGGCUAAUCGUGAGAAAGCUGUUGGGGUGAUGACUGAUCUCCUCAUCUCGAAUCCUGAGCAGGAGCAGAAGAUCCUUGACUUCCUGGUGAAUAAAAUCGGUGAUCCGAAGUCGAAGGUCGCUUCCAAGGCCGUUUUCUGUCUGAAUAAAUUACUGCUGGAGCAUCCCAACAUGAAGAUGGUGGUGCUGAAGCAGGUUGAGAAGCUUUUGUUCAGGUCCAAUGUGGCCCAGAGGGCUCAGUACUACGCCAUUUGCCUGUUGAGUCAGUUCGUGCUGAAUAAGGGGGACUCCGAGGUGGCAACGAAACUUAUUGACGUCUAUUUCGCGUUCUUCAAAGCUUGUUUGAAGAGGGGCGAGCCCGACAGCAGGAUGAUGGCUGCCAUCCUGGCGGGGGUCAACAGGGCCUAUCGGUUUGCUGAUUUGGAGACUGUGAAGGUUCAUGAACAUAUUGACUCGGUUUACAAGGUCGUUCAUGUGGGAUCUUUCAAUGUCGCGUUGAAUGCACUGGGAUUGCUGCAUCAGGUCACCACCGAUAAUCCCAGCCAAGAGAACCGUUUCUACACAGCUUUCUACAAGAAGCUCCUGGACCCCCAGAUAGGCACAGUCUCCAAGCGCGCAGUCUUCCUGAACCUCCUCUACCGGGUCAUGAAGUCCGACAAGAACACCUCCCGUGUCUACGCAUUCGUGAAGCGAGUCCUCCAAGCCUCGAUGUACUUCCCAGCCUGCAUGGCCUGCGCCACCCUCUACACAGUCUCCCAGCUCUUCAAAUCCCGAAAGGACCUCAGGCAGAUGAUCCUCAAGCGUCCGACGGUCGUCAAAAUCGAAAAGGAAGACCCCGAAAGCUCUUCAGCCCAAGAAGAAUCCCCCAAAGGCUCUGAAAGCUCUCAAACCAAGAGCAGAAAAGGAAAAAGCAAGAAGGAAAAACAAGAAGAUCAUGAAUCAGAUGAUGAUGAUGAUGAUGUUCAGCAUGUGGAGAAUACCAUUGUCCUCUCGAACGUCGUAUCAACACCAGUAGAACCUUCGAACCCCGACGACAAAAAUGACAUAAUUAAGAUCGAAGAGGACACGAAUCCCUUCUACGAUCCAUUUUCAAUGAAUCCUUUGAGGUCUGGAGCAGUGAAAGCUCCUCCAGUCGAGCUCACGUCCCUCUACUCCCACUUCCACCCGAGUGUCUCUCUAUUCUCCUCGAAGAUGAUCGAGGGAAAGGCGAUAGAUUACACGGGGGAUCCUCUGGAGGACCUGACGUUGAUCAGAUUUUUGGACAGAUACGUGUUCAAGAACCCGAAGAAACUGGGGGCCAAGAAGGUGUCGAAGACCAACGACCCUCUGGCUGUUCGAGGGCAUUACACGCCCAGGGGGCUGAGGACCCUGCCUGUGGACAGCGCGGCGUAUCUCAACGAGAAGGAGGAACGCAUUCCUGUGGAUGAACUGUUCCUGUAUAGGUAUUUGAAGAGGAAGAAUGAGGCCAGGGGGGUCAAGGAGGAGGAGGAUGUCAGUGAUAAUGCCAGCGUUAAUAGCGAGGAGUUUAAUGAGCUGUUGGAUGGCAUGAGAGGGGAGGAUUUCGAAGAGCUGGACAUUGCUGGGGAUAUUGGGGCUCAAGUUAAAAAAGGUGGUCUAAAGAAGAUUGAAGACGACGAGGACCAAGAUGAUGACGACGAACCUGAAGAUGCGGCAGACAAUGACGAACAUAAUGCAUUCUACAACGAUGAUGGAGAAUCGAUGGAUGAAGAUGAUCUUGGUGAAGACAGUGACUUAGACCUCGACGAACUCGACGACGAGGACGUCAGUGAUAUGGAAUUCAACGAUUCAGACGACGAAUCCUCCCCCAUGAAAACCAAGAGGUCCAAAAAAUCCAAGGACGACAAUCCCUUCCAAAAGUCGAUGAAGAAGAAGGGGAUGGAUAACGUCUUCAUGUCCGCUGAGGACUUCGCUGAGAUGUUGGAGGAGCAGGGAAAAUCGAAACACAAGUCCGGAGGGUCCAAUGCACUCAGCGAUACUGACGGAGCUAGUGCUAAGCAAAUUGACUGGGAGAUAGGUCGACACCAGAAAUUAUCAGGGAAAUUUGGUGGGAACAAACGAAAAUUCAAUAAUAAAAACGGCUUUCGAGCUCAGAAACAUGUUAAGAAGUUCAAAAGGAAGAAUUAAUCGAAUGUAAAUAAAGUGAAUUGGAAAGAAUAA
Diachasma alloeum is the source of this 3087-nucleotide messenger RNA. It is a transcript of the gene Noc1, whose product is annotated as CCAAT/enhancer-binding protein zeta. The transcript has 4 exons. Gene Ontology annotation, cellular component: nucleus. Lineage: Eukaryota; Metazoa; Arthropoda; Insecta; Hymenoptera; Braconidae. The record is from RefSeq and is a predicted model, not a curated record. The coding region runs from base 289 to 3054 and encodes 921 amino acids.